This is a messenger RNA of Dromiciops gliroides (monito del monte), 915 nucleotides long. Its product is annotated as sialic acid-binding Ig-like lectin 14. The record is from RefSeq and is a predicted model, not a curated record. Lineage: Eukaryota; Metazoa; Chordata; Mammalia; Microbiotheria; Microbiotheriidae. The transcript is spliced from 5 exons. The coding region runs from base 1 to 915 and encodes 304 amino acids.
AUGGCAUUUCUAGGCGGAACAUAUCUGUCCACUGGAUCAGAGAUGCUGCUGCCGCUGCUCUUGCUAUCCCAGAUCUUGGGAGGGUCUCUGUCCCAGGCCCCAGGGUAUGAGCUGAAGGCCCCAGCAUCUGUGACAGCACAAGAGGGACUGUGUAUCCAGGUCCCCUGUUCUUUCUCCUACCCUUCAUAUAUCAGCCCCCAUGACUUCCCGGCUCUUGGAUCCUGGUUCAGGAGUGGAGCCAACACUGACAAAGACAAACCAGUGGCUACAAAUGACCCAAAAAAGGAUGUUCAAGAAGAGGCCAGGGGGCGAUUCCAUCUUGUUGGGGACCCUGGGAAGAACAACUGCUCCCUGAGCAUCAUAGAUGUGCAGAAAAAUGACAGUGGGCAAUACUUCUUCUGGAUAGAGAGAGGAACUGCUGUGCAAUUCAAUUACAAGGAUUAUAUGGUUAAUGUGAGUGUGAAAGCUCUUACACAGAAGCCAGACAUCUAUAUUCCAGAGACUUUGGAACCUGGACACCUGGUGAAAGUGGCUUGUCUGGUCCCCUGGAUCUGCGUGUGGGGGAUACCACCUGUUUUCUCUUGGACAGGGGCUGUUCUUUUCACCCAGAAACUCAGCAGGGAAACCCUCUUUUUCUCUGAGCUGACCCUCACCCCAAGAGCCCAGGAUCACGGCUCGAAUCUUACCUGUCGAGUGACCCUCCCUGGGGCUGGAGUAAGCACAGAGAGAAGUGUGCAGCUCAUGCUGGCUGGGGAAGAGAAAAGCUCCUGGCCUCUGGUGCUGACCCUGCUCAGAGGGGGCCUCAUGGCAGUUGGCUUCCUCCUCACCUAUGGCCUCACCUACCUCUAUUAUAGCAGAAAGUCUGCUUCCUCAGGACAGGGACUGGACCAUUUCUUGGCUUUCUAUGGCCUGUGA